GAUUCUGAUCAUUUUGUUUUACAUGUUUCCUGCCUACAAUAUUUGUUUACUUGUUACGGACUCCCCAGUUAGCACAGCAGUGCUUAACACUGACAAUUUAAUUCAGUGGUUUUUUUAUUACUUUAUUUUUUAUAUAUUCGAAUAAGGGAGCAAAACCUAUUUUCAAGUGAAUCAAAACUCAAUGUUGGCGUUCUUUUCACGGGUUUCUUCAAACGCCCACGUGUUUUGUGUUUAGGGAUGUGUUUUCUCAAUCGCAUCUACCUUUAAUCAAAUGGUCCUUGGAUAUUUAACUAUGCACGCAUUCUAAGAUUUGUUUGACACUAAUUUAAGAGGUUGGACUUUGUUUGUUACAAUGUGAAUUUUCAACGCCGGGUAUUGCAACUGUUUUGAACUUUAUUCCAUAGCUACAAUCCUUGUGCACUGCUUAUGAUUCUUUUAUGAAAUUGGGUGGAGUAUCAAAUAUUAAAAUUUUAGUGUUCCCUUUCAAAAGCAACGUAAUUAAUUUCAGUUUAAUUUCUUAAUCAAGCUAUUCGCUUGUUCGCCUGUGCAUCGCGAUCGCCGAACGUGGAAGUGAUUUCACGUAAAAUCAGUUGCGGAUUAAAGUAUUCUUUCUUACUUUGGCUCUUUUCCUAGAAGGUUACUACGGAAGAAACACUGUAAACUCUAACUUUAUAAAACAAAUCAAUUAUCUCGGUGUUUGUCUUAACAUUGUCUUAUACGACCGCGAAAGCAACCUAUUUCCCCGCCUAUUUUGCGCAUGGCAGAAGCAACAGUCCUUAAGUGGUUACAAAAAGAUAUUUUUAAACAUUAGAGGUCAUUGUGUUUGUAGAAUAAACUUCCGUCCUCUUUUUGACAGAAGGGAUUACGUUUUAGUAUGUUAACUUACAUGUGCAUCAACUCUCCAGUCCGUCUUAUUUAAAACCACAGCGGAAGUUUAAUGACCUGUUCGGUCUCUAUUCACCUAAAUAUCAUAUUUAUUUCAUGACAUGGGUCAAAACUUUCGUUAUCUUGUCUAGAUUCUUAUUCCGAAGAAUCUCGUUAUCCUAGCAAACGCUGAUUUGUUUCAAGCAUCUUGUCCUUGUACGUGGUUCUUAAAAAACUCUCCAACAGUGUGCUAAUAGAGCUCUUAUUUGAACAGCAUUUCUAGCUGAACUCACAAGUGCAUACUUUCGAAUGUGUCAAAUUUCGUCCGUGGGAGGCAACCCUCAAUUCCAUUUGUAGUUCUUUCUUGCACAGUUGGUGGCAUAGAUCUCACCAUUUAUCUUAAAUAAUCAAUAUACAUCCGGUACAGCUGCGUAGUCCACGUAACCAGCUUUUGCUGAGUCGAACCUUCGCGGAGCGCUUGACAAGUUGAAGAGCGGAUUAUCACUAUUUAACAAAACUGUGCCAAAACACUUCAGGCGCGCGUCAGAUGAUGUAUUCUGCUGUAACGGGCAAUGUAUUAGGUAACAGCCAAACUGAAGGAAAGAUUUAUCAUCGUUUACCUGAAGGCGAAGUGCAGAGCAGUGAAGACAGUGGCUUCAGGGAGCAAGACAACUUUAGUCAAAACAGCAACGAUGCUGGAAGCUACAUCGAGGUUAAUACUGCCGCCAAGACUGGGACUUUUGAAAAUUUUGCUCAUCUUUCGCAAAUAGCUGAAGACAUGCGAAGCCAGCUAAGCGAAACUCAUGGCAACAACCAGGAAGCAUUGAAGGAAGAACUGUUGCAAAUAUUCGAGAUGUAUUUCAAGAGCAAAAUGGAGGAUCGUUUGCGGGGAUUUAGAAGCAGGCAAAUAGAGUGGGAGGAAACAAAACGAGCAGAGCAAGAAGAAUUUGGGAGGAAAAUGGCGAAGGAAAAAAUGGAAAUGCAGAAGCAUUUUGCAGAUGCAAUAUCCAAACUGACUCAUUCAUUUAACGAGGAGAGAAAGCAACUUGAACAGUGUUACGAAGAGCAGUUGACAGACCUUAGAAAAAAGCUUGGAGAAGAACAAAAACGGGUUGAAGAGAAAUGUGCCGCUCAGGGUAAAUUAAAGCGCAAAGAAAAGCUUGAAGAUGAGUAUCAAAUGAUGUUAAUGAGGGAAACGUUGCAAGAGAAACAAGAGGCAAUGCGUGAAAAGUCGGAGAUAAAAGCACGGUUUACCAAGGAGAAAUUCGAGCUUGAGAAGAACUUCAAUUUCCUGUUGACUGAAGCUGAGGCAAGUUUGCACAGAGUUAGGGCCGAAUUGAAGGAAAGCGUAUGCAUGGCAAGGGAAAGUCAGAAAAAGAUAGUGGAUCUGGAAGUGAAACUGAAGGAAGAGCGGCAACAGCGAAUUAGUAUGGAAAAGGAAUUCGAGGAAGAAAAAGCGAAGUAUCACAACGAGGAUUGUUUGAACAAAAAGGAAAAUGAACAACUGAAAAGUGAAGUAGAAGUACUUCGCCAAGAAAUCGAGGAGAAAAACAGAGAAAUAAAAAGGCUUGUAGAAGCGAAUAAGGAGGGUAACCUCAAGAUACGGGCCUUGACUCGGCAUCUACAAAAGCAUGCAAAGAGGAACAGUGAAGAAGGGAGUGUAAAAAGUCAAGAAGGCGAAGGACGAGCUGCCCUCGAGGACAGAGCAAACACAGUCCAAACUAAUACAUGGGAUCUACAAGGAAACCCGAGAGCAGUAGAUACUCGCUCAGAGGAAAGUGAAAAUACAAUCGUGAAAGUAUAUGAUUCGAAGAUGCGAUUGACUGAUGAAAGAAAGAGAAUCUUGGUUUUUGUGACUUAUGAGAAACGUCCUGUGCAAGGCCUUUCCAGAUUUCUUACCGCAUUGUUACCAAAACAACCUAUUUCAUCCACUGUAAGGGUUUUAAUGGCGUCUGAUGUAAAGGACGAGGAGGCCUUCACUUAUACAGGACUGGUGCCUGUAAGUGACGGGUCGCUACAGGAACGGUUGGCAACCGUGAUGCAUUCAAACACCAAGAAAACCGAAGUCAACACAAAAUCAAGCGUUGCUCUUCCACAGAGUGCUAGAGAAACAGCGUUGAAUUCUACAUCGGGAUAUGCAAAUAGUAGCGGAGGACAGAUUUCCUUGCAAGGAAUAGCUGCUAGCGAAACGCAAUGCAACAAAGAAGAUAGCUUUACUGAAUACGAGUACAUUUCUGGCCGAACGAUGAUGUACUCCACAUCGGGACAUGUAAAUAGCAGCCAUGUUGGGGGAAAGACGGAGAACCAAGGAGUCAUUGUAGGUGAGUUAGAAAGCAAUAGAGAUGUCUUCACAGAAAAUGAGGACAUCUCUGGCGAACGGACCAUGGUGUAUUCCUCAUCUGGAAUAGUAACUAGCAGCCAAGCUGCAGGAAAAAUUUACCGGUAUGGAUCAUUUGAAGGUGGAAUGCGGAGCAGCAAGGACAGUGGCAUUGGAGAGCAGGACAACGCAAGCCAAAAUAGUAACGAGUUUGAAGUUUACACGGAGACUAACCUCAUCAAGGCUGCGGGAUUUGGCCAUCUUACACAAUCAUCCAAUGAGUUCCAGAUAGAACUGAGUGAGAACGACGAAGAAGCAUUGAAGGAAGAGCUGCUACACAUCUUUGAAAGAGAGAGGACAUCACUGGGGAUGUAUUUCAAGAAGAAAAUGGAGGAGCUUUUGAGGGGAUUUGGGAGCAGGCAAAUGGAGUGGGACGAAUCAACGCGAGCGGAGAAAGCAGAGCUUGAGAGAAACAUGUCGAUGGAGAAGAUGGAAAUGCAGAAAAAUUUCGCAGACGAGAUUGCUAAACUUACGCAGUCGUUUAAUGAGGAGAGAAAGCAACUUGAGCAGCAUUAUCAAGAGCAGUUAAAGGAUCUUAGAGAAAAGCUUGCAACUGAGCAAAGACAAAUGACAGGGAAUUUCGCCAAAGAGAAAAGUGAACUCAAAGAGAAACUUGAAGCUGAAUAUCAAGUGAUGUUGAAGAGGGAAAUUUCUCUCCAGAAGCAAGAGGCAUUUCGCGAAAACUCAGAGAUGGAGGUACGCUUUAACAAAGAAAAACACGAGAUCGAGAAGAAUUUCAAUCUCCGGUUGACCGAAAGUGAAACGAAUUCUCAAAGACUUAAGGCAGAGUUUGAAACUAAUUUGGCACAGGAAAGAAUGCAAAUGGAGAGAGACUUUCAGGAGAAGAUACGACAAGUUGAAGAAAAGCUACAGGAAGAGAGACGACUGAGACUCGAGGUAGAGAAACAAUUGGAGCUGGAAAAAGAAAAAUAUUGCAACGAGGAUUCGUGGAACAGAAAAGAAAAUGAACGCCUUAAAACCGAGGUCGACGUACUUCGUCUGGAAAUUGAAGAGAAAAAGAGAAUUAAUGUGGAGAUGAAAUCGUUUGAGGAGACAGUGACGCAAAAAGGACGUGACGGGCUCAGUGGUAAGUUAAAAGAUGACUUUGAAAAACUGUUAGCAGAUCACAAAGUGGAAUUGGACAAGACAUACCACAGAGAAAAAGAAGUACUUGAUCAAACGUUACAAGCUGAGAGACGGCAGAUCAAGGAAGAGCUUGACCGAGAAAAAGAGAAAAUGAAGUCAGAAAAGGAUGAAAUCAUAAGAACAAAGGAGAGGCUUCAAGUGGAAAGUCAAGCUCAGAUUGAUAGACAGCGACAGCAGGGAAGUCACGAGAAAUGGACGAGACUGUCUGUGGGGAACUUCCAAGGUGAACGAACAGAUGAAGGAGGUAGAGGAAUGAGCAAAGAGCAGAUGAGUGAUAAUGAAAGGUUGGAACUGCAAAAGGCUGACCAUCUGAAUGAAGUUGCAAUUGGAAGAAUAGAAUUGACUGCAAACCGUCAACAGCUGACAGACGAUAGCAGUAAUACAAAAGGUCUUCCUUUCUGGCAACCAUACCAGCGGGCACAACAACAACAACGACAACAAGAGCAACAACCAAAUAAAGACAGUGUGUGGACAGGAGCAUCUGCGGGUUCCCAUGUUACACAACACGGUGUUACCGCUAGUUAUCAACAGCUUGCAGGUAAUGAUUACAGUCUAAGGAAUGAUCCCACGUGGCAGCCUAGCUAUCAAGCCAGCUUUGAAUACAGCAAGAAGCGAGAGUUGCCAAGCAACCAACCUGUCGCUACAGAGAUCGGGAUUGGAUCAGUCGAGCAGUCCGGACUGAGAGGCAAUUCCAUGUAUCGUGUACCUUCAGAGAAUGAAUCUGCAUUACGAUUUGAGAUCAGCGCCUUGCAAAGCGAGAACGAAGGCUUAAAAGCCAAAGUGACAGCGCUGGAGGAGAACAUCGGCCUUCAUAAGAAAUACAAAGAGGAAGCCAAAGCGGAAAUGGAAAGGCUUCUGAAAGCAAAUCAGGACAAUGAGCACAAGAUACAGACCUUAACAAGUGCCGUUAAAGAUCUCGAGAUGAAGAACAGCGAAAAAGAGAAUGUGAAAAGGCGAGAACAUGAAAGCCAGGUUAAAUCACACUCCCGUGAAGACAGAGUGAAAACAGCAGAAAGGAAGGAUUCGCACCUGGAAGGAAAACUAAGAGGGUUAGAAACUCGUGCAGCCAAAGCUGAAAAGACAAGCAGAGAAUAUGAUGCCAAGAUGCGAAUGCCUGAUGAGGGAAGAAGAGAGAAGAGAAGAGAGGAUUCACCUGGUGGUCACCUUGAUAUCCGUGAUAGACGAAGUGCAUCAAACCUGAAGGAUGAGUCGCGAUACGAAUCUCCACCGACAAAUUACAGUCAAGAGCCUUCAUACAAGGCAAAAUACGAAGCGGUGUCGCAAGAAAAGAACAAACUGCUCCAGGUCACUAAAGAACUUCAAAUGAAGAUAAAAGCUCUUGAGGAAAAGCAAGCUGAGAUACUGCAACGUACCUCGCAUCCAGAGAAGUCCUCCGAGGAAAGUGGCGAAACUGAACGACUGAAACAGCUGGUGUCUGAGAAUGCAUCUCUAAAGGAACGAACAUCAGAAUUACAAAACCAGCUGCAUCGGCUGCUAGAAAAACUCAAGAACGAGAAGGAAAAGGUAAAGCGAUACAAAAAUAUUUAG
This is a messenger RNA of Orbicella faveolata, 5935 nucleotides long. RefSeq lists its product as uncharacterized. Lineage: Eukaryota; Metazoa; Cnidaria; Anthozoa; Scleractinia; Merulinidae. The record is from RefSeq and is a predicted model, not a curated record.